GACAAACCAAGCCCACCACAAAACCUAGAAGUCUUGGGUAUGACAGCUGAAACUGGUGAUAUUAAAUGGGAACCAUCGGAGGAUGAUGGUGGAAGCCCAAUCACUGGAUACAUUGUUGAGAAGCGUGACAUCACAAGGACGUCAUGGCAACAAGUUGAAACAACCACUGAUUUGUCAUGCACAAUUCCCAAACUCCUUGAGGGCAAAGAUUAUUUGUUCAGGGUAUCUGCCGAGAACAAGUAUGGGGUCAGUGAUCCAACCUCAAUAACUGAAGCUGUCAAAGCCAAGAACCCAUUCA
Messenger RNA from Owenia fusiformis, 298 nucleotides. The record is from the annotation of a GenBank genome assembly. Lineage: Eukaryota; Metazoa; Annelida; Polychaeta; Sabellida; Oweniidae.